Molecule: messenger RNA, 2287 nt
Organism: Theobroma cacao (cacao)
Lineage: Eukaryota; Viridiplantae; Streptophyta; Magnoliopsida; Malvales; Malvaceae
Source: RefSeq, a predicted model, not a curated record
AGAAAUUCGAUAUCUCUUGUCACGUGAUCAAAGGCGGUCUUAAAUCUGAAAAUCUGUGCAAAUAAUAGAAUAGAGUAUCUUAACUUUAAGAAGUUGACAAAGAAGUCAAGAGAUCGGUAAUCCUGGGGCCGUUAGCCGACCGCAACUGACUCACUGAUGGUUGAUGAAAGAUGAAGGGAUAUUUCACCGUUGCAGUUGCAGGGAGAGAGAGAGAGAGAGUUUCAGUGUGGGAGUGAGACCCGCACCCCCAGUAUUUAUCACUCCCUUUCUUUGAAACCUGAGACCUGACUCUGUUUUCGAACAUUUUCCAAUGAGUAAAAUUAGAAACAAAAAAAAGCUGCAUCAUGAUUCUAAAGGUCGGUGGUGGAGUCUUUGCCAGGGAAAACAAAACUUUGCCAGCUUUUGCCCCCCAUUGUUGUGCUUGGUGAGCAAUACUGUCAUCCAGACAGCAGAGAAGAGCAAUUAACAGGAGAAAUCAAGAGGGAGAAUUCAAGAACUGUAGCGAAAAAGGCUUGUUCUUGAGCUCUAUAUUCUUUCCUUGAAGAAGCUAAAUCUUUAAUAGUAAAAGUUUCAGAUUAGCACAUUGCCAAAGGAAGAAAUAUGUUCAGUUCUUGCUGUGUUCCAUCGUCAAAGUGGCCACCAUCCCACCGGGACAGACUUCUGUCAUCUUCAUUCUUUGGUAAUGCUGUGGGAGUUGGGCAAUCCAACAGUGCGCUCUCUGGUAUUCGGAUGGGAAAAAUCAACAUUCCUAGGAGGACAUGUGCUGCAACCAAAAGAUUUUCCACCUCAGCUGUUCUUGCUGAUGUUGCCAAAGAUUUCAUGGCUUUCCAGGCAAAUAUUUUACCAAAACAGGAGGCAGACCCCAAGACUGUUGCCUCUAUCAUUUUAGGUGGUGGAGCUGGAACUCGGCUCUUUCCCCUUACUCGAAGAAGGGCCAAGCCAGCUGUACCAAUAGGGGGAUGUUAUAGACUGAUUGAUGUUCCCAUGAGUAACUGCAUCAACAGUGGAAUUAACAAGAUUUACAUCCUCACCCAGUUCAAUUCUCAAUCUCUCAACCGCCACAUUGCUCGGACAUAUAAUUUGGGCAAUGGUGUGAACUUUGGUGAUGAGUUUGUUGAGGUGCUAGCAGCUACACAAACAUCUGGUGAAUCUGGAAAGAAGUGGUUUCAGGGUACCGCAGAUGCUGUAAGACAAUUCAUCUGGUUGUUUGAGGACGCUAAACAUAGAAAUAUCGAGAACAUUCUGAUAUUAUCUGGUGAUCAUCUAUAUCGAAUGGAUUACAUGGACUUCUUGCAGAAGCACAUUGAUUCUGGUGCUCAUAUAUCUGUUUCUUGUCUCCCAGUGGAUGAAAGUCGUGCCUCAGAUUUUGGACUUCUGAAGAUUGAUGAAAAUGGACAGAUCAGACAGUUUCUUGAGAAACCUACGGGAGAAAGUUUGAGAUCGAUGCAAGUCGAUACAACUGUUCUGGGAUUAACAGCUCAAGAUGCAAGGAUAUCACCAUACAUUGCAUCAAUGGGCAUAUAUUUAUUCAAGACAGAAGUUCUACUGAAACUACUCAGGUGGCAUUAUCCAGCAGCCAAUGAUUUUGGAUCUGAAAUCAUUCCACUGGCUAUGAAAGAUUACAAUGUUAAGGCAUAUUUAUUUGAUGGCUACUGGGAAGAUAUCGGAACUAUAAAAUCCUUUUUUGAUGCAAAUUUGGCCCUUACAGAUCAGCCUCCCAAGUUUCACUUCUAUGAUCCCCUAAAGCCAAUCGUCACUUCUCCUCGGUUUCUACCACCAACAAAAAUAGAGCAGUGCCGGGUCGUGGACUCUAUAAUUUCACAUGGUUGCUUGUUGAAAGAAUGCAGUGUCGAACAUUCCAUUGUGGGAAUUCGUUCAAGAUUGGAAUACGGGGUGGAGCUAAAGGAUACAUUGAUGAUGGGUGCUGACAAUUACCAAACCGAGGAAGAGAUAGCAUCCUGUUUAGCAGAGAGCAAGGUUCCACUAGGCGUUGGAAAAGAUACCAAAAUUAUGAAUUGCAUAAUAGACAAGAAUGCAAGAAUUGGAAAACAUGUUGUCAUCACAAACAAGGAUAAUGUGAAAGAGGCAGAUAGACCAUCUGAAGGAUUUUACAUUCGAUCUGGAAUUACUGUAGUGUUAAAGAAUUCUGUAAUUAAAGAUGGAACUAUCAUUUAGUGCAUUCUUCUGAGGGUCAAUUACAUCCAUUUUGAUUCACCAAAAUUUGUUUUGACAUUAUUAUUUGCGGGAAAAUUUCAAUAAGGUGGUGAAUUUGAUUUACAAGGAGAUA